Molecule: messenger RNA, 726 nt
Organism: Plasmodium knowlesi strain H
Lineage: Eukaryota; Apicomplexa; Aconoidasida; Haemosporida; Plasmodiidae
Exons: 3
Coding region: 1-726 (241 amino acids)
Molecular function (GO): calcium ion binding
Source: RefSeq, a predicted model, not a curated record
AUGCAAAGUGGUCUACAGAAGGUGCUACGUGUAUGGACACCUAGGGAAGGGGCAUGGAGGAACGUUUUAGGAAAGUUAUUCACAAGGAGGAACUUCUCCUGUUUGGAGAAGGGGUAUGGAAAGGAGGGUGCGGACUUGAUAGGCCAAGCGUCCAGUGGUUCCUUUCGCAUGGAGAAAAAACAUCUAACAAGGUAUUGGGCAGAAAGCACGAAGAAGAAAAUACAGGAUUCGAAGAUUAAUGAAUGGAGAGAACAGUUCCCAAUCCUAAACGAAUACGAUGACAAAGACUUGGCUAUCUGGAGAGAAGCCUUCAACAAAAUGGACAGAGACAACGACAAUUUCAUUUCACAUGCAGAUUUGCAAAAGAGUGAUUGGAGUCUGGAAAAAUAUAAUUUAUUUCAAAACUACGAUAUGGAUCAGAAUAACCUCAUUGACUUUGGGGAAUUCAUACAAGCCGUCAUCGAUAUUGAUACUCAGCACUUUAAAAAUUUUUUCCAGGGUUUUAGUAAAAUAGACAUCGAAUUGGAGUUCCAGAAAUAUGCCAUCACCGAAAAGGAAGAGAACAAACAGGUCAUCCCCCUGACGAAGCUCAUGCAAAUGCUCAAAGACAAGGAGUUCACAUGCGUCACACACACAGACUCACAGAAGCUAUUCGACGCGAUGGAUUUUAACAAAGACGGCGCUAUCGACUUGGAAGAUUUUCUGGCGUGGCUCGGGAAGAAAUAA